This is a messenger RNA of Alligator sinensis (Chinese alligator), 645 nucleotides long. Its product is annotated as RNA polymerase II-associated protein 3-like. The transcript has 4 exons. The record is from RefSeq and is a predicted model, not a curated record. NCBI's taxonomy places the organism in Eukaryota, Metazoa, Chordata, Crocodylia, Alligatoridae. Bases 157 to 630 code for a protein of 157 amino acids.
CCCCCCCACCUCCCUGAACGGGGACCGCUCGGGCCUGGGGCUGCGCUGUCUGCUUCAACUGCACAAAACCCGGCGGUGACGGGAAUUUAGAAGUCUUCAGGAAAAGGGGGUUCAGGGACUCGGAGCUGCCGGGCUGGGCGUCCUGUGAAGGUAAUAAUGACUUCUCCAAAUAAAGCACUAGAGGUACAGCUACAAAUGAAACAAAAUGCCGAAGAGCUGCAUGAUUUUAUGAAGGAAUUAGAGAGCUGGGAAAAAGAUAUAAAGCAGGUGGAUUCUGAACUAAGAAAACAGAGUGGUGCCCCAGAGGAGAAUUUACCACCAAUUCGAAAUGAGGCAUAUAGGAAAAAGAAAAAAAGCAAAACUAAAGUUCCUUCUAAGAAAACGACUGAAGAAAACCAAAAAAACAAGAUAAAGUCUUAUGACUAUGAAGCAUGGGGAAAGCUUGAUGUGGAUAGGAUACUUGAAGAACUGGAUAAAGAAGAUAGCACCCAUGAUUCUGUAUCUCCAGACUCUGAUUCUGAAGAGGAUGGAAUUCGUAUAGAUCAAGAGAAAGCUAUUGCUGAGAAAGAAAAGGUUAUUACAGCACUAAAUGAUUUCUUUAAUGCAAUAAUACUUAAACAGUAUCUUUGAGCAAUUGUCUGCAUG